Vitis riparia (riverbank grape) is the source of this 1515-nucleotide messenger RNA. Its product is annotated as serine/threonine-protein phosphatase PP2A catalytic subunit-like. Gene Ontology annotation, biological process: peptidyl-serine dephosphorylation; mitotic cell cycle. NCBI's taxonomy places the organism in Eukaryota, Viridiplantae, Streptophyta, Magnoliopsida, Vitales, Vitaceae. Gene Ontology annotation, molecular function: protein serine/threonine phosphatase activity. The record is from RefSeq and is a predicted model, not a curated record. Gene Ontology annotation, cellular component: cytoplasm.
UGUUUUUCCUAGAGAGAGAAAAAGGAGAGGAGAGAGAGUUUCGUUUCGAUGGAGACGAGUCCAUCUCCUAUCGAUUGGUUUGCUUCGUUCACCGAUUCGGAAACCUAACCCUAGAAUUUUCAGAUCGUUUCAGAUGCUCAUUCGAUCCAAUCGAACGCUCAAUCUCUGAUCAAACGCUUAUCGUGGAAUAACCUUAAGCGGAUCUUGGAUCUCUGAUCGAAAGGUGUUGCAGAUCGCAUAGAGAAACGAUGCCGUCUCACGCGGAUCUGGACCGUCAGAUCGAACAUCUGAUGGAAUGCAAGCCUCUGUCGGAGUCUGAGGUGAAGACUUUGUGCGAUCAGGCUAGGACAAUCCUAGUGGAGGAAUACAACGUGCAGCCGGUGAAGUGUCCGGUGACGGUGUGCGGAGAUAUUCAUGGGCAGUUCUACGACCUCAUAGAGCUGUUUCGGAUCGGAGGGAAUGCUCCGGACACGAAUUAUCUUUUUAUGGGCGAUUACGUGGAUCGUGGGUACUAUUCAGUGGAAACCGUUACACUUUUAGUGGCUUUGAAGGUUCGUUAUAGAGAGAGAAUUACAAUCUUGAGGGGAAAUCAUGAGAGCCGGCAAAUAACUCAAGUGUAUGGUUUUUAUGACGAAUGCUUGAGAAAAUAUGGAAAUGCCAAUGUCUGGAAGUAUUUUACCGAUCUUUUUGAUUAUCCCCUUACAGCCCUCAUUGAGAGUCAGGUAUUCUGUUUGCAUGGAGGACUUUCACCAUCUUUGGAUACAUUAGAUAAUAUUCGAGGCUUGGACCGUAUACAGGAGGUUCCACAUGAAGGACCUAUGUGCGAUCUCUUGUGGUCGGAUCCUGAUGACCGUUGUGGGUGGGGUAUAUCUCCACGUGGAGCAGGCUAUACUUUUGGACAGGAUAUAGCAGCUCAGUUCAACCACACCAAUGGGCUCACUCUAAUCUCAAGAGCCCAUCAACUUGUCAUGGAAGGUUACAAUUGGUGCCAGGAAAAGAAUGUGGUGACUGUAUUUAGCGCUCCAAACUAUUGUUACCGGUGUGGGAAUAUGGCUGCAAUACUAGAGAUUGGGGAGAAUAUGGAUCAAAAUUUCCUUCAAUUUGACCCGGCACCUCGGCAGAUUGAACCUGACACCACUCGGAAGACUCCUGACUAUUUUUUGUAAUUUCCAUACUUCCGUCGGCUGUUUGUAAUCCUCGUUUGUUUUUGUGUUACUGUAGAUGUGUUAAAGAGGAGUUUUGUUGUUUGAGGAUCAUUGCCAAAAUCAUUCUUUUGUUUGGAGUUUGCACCAGUGCUGCUUUGAUUAUGUGCUAAAGAGACUCACAAGAAAAGUGAUUAGGGGCAUCUCAAGUGUCUUCUGUAUAUUUUUUUCAAGAGGAAGCAGCAAUAACGUGGUUUAUCUUGUUCUGUAAUUCUAAAAUUUAAGGAAGAUGUUUUCUGAAUAUCCCCUUUCCAAUGUUGUCGCAGCUCACGAGGAGGGUAAUCAAUCAGAUUGCUGAAGGCAAAGCAAUAAA